GGGAACUCCUGGUGCUGCGCGUUGACCGCUUCGAUGGUGAAGACAUUUUUGAAGUUGUACUCUGUCGUCUAUUUUGACUGAAUUUGGGGGCACAAGAAAUAAGACCAACGAUUUAUAACAGACGAGGAUUCGAUAUCGUGGUUGAAGGGGGUGUUGGCAGCGGUGGGAUGAAGGUGUUUCCUAGGAAACCCAGAGUGGGACUCUGAAGAACUUCAGGGUGUUGGAAUGAGAAAAGGAGCAACGCGAAAACGCGUCCAGCAAAAAAACCACUUUACGCGUCCCAGCCUGUCAAAAGGGAAGUGGAGGGGGCCUCCCAAUCCAUUAAACCCCUGGCCCAGGUACGUGCCGUUUAAAAUGUGGGGACACCCAGCUCCAGCCACAUCAGCGAGCCGCUCCCUUUUGAAAGUUGGACCCCACAAUUUCCAUUGUGUGGACAGCUUCACAUCAUCAGCCACAAGCAACAACAUCCACGACGACGAUACCACCGCCCCCGAACGAGAUACCCCUUUCCCACCACCCUCGCCCUACACCGCGAACCAUAAGAUACCCACUAAUACGCAGCCAAAAUGGCCCCAGGAAUGUCGCUGUACAGCGUCAACGCUAUCCUAAUCCUCUCCAGCGAAGACGGCUCCCGCAUCUUCUCCAAAUGGUACAGCCCUCCCCACCAAGCCGCCAACCAGCAGCCCUCCAGCACCGCCGCCCCCGCCUCCGCUCAGAACCCCUUCGCCGACAAGACGGCCCAAGUCCGCUUCGAGAAGGCCCUCCUCCAAAAGACGGCCAAGCAAACAGGAGACAUCCUUCUAUUCGACAACCGGAUCGUGCUUUAUAAGAUGGAGGCUGACGUGGCAAUCUACGUCGUUGGCGGUGUCGAAGAAAACGAAAUCCUCCUCUACAACGUUCUCCUCGCCCUCCGCGACGCCCUCCACCUCCUCUUCAAGCAGUCGGUCGACAAGCGCACCAUCAUCGAGAACUACGACCUCGUCUCCCUCGCCAUCGACGAGAUUGUUGAUGAUGGUGUGGUCUUGGAGACGGACCCGACUAUCAUCGUGCAGCGGUGCUCCAAGGCGCCAAAUCAAGACACCAACCUGGGGCGUAUCGACCCCUUCACCGAGCAGGGCAUGAACAACUUGGCGCAAAUAGGCAAGUCCAAGAUUUUGGAGUGGAUGCGGUAGAUUGGAGGCCAUUAUUAUGGUCCUGUAAUGUUGUUGGGUGGGGGAGAAUGAAUAAGGGAGGGUUAAGCAGGCGUCUCUGAUAUUUAGAAUUAUGAAUUCGGGGUCCUUUUUCAAAAAAUUACCGUAUGAAGUAGUGAGUAUAGUGUGGGCAGAAUUUUGAUGAGGUGUCUUCUCUUGGGAGACCGUGUCUAUUGAUGUCUGCUCGCCUUUUUGACUCUGAG
This is a messenger RNA of Podospora bellae-mahoneyi, 1393 nucleotides long. RefSeq names its product Golgi-to-ER vesicle coat component (gene RET3). Gene Ontology annotation, cellular component: COPI vesicle coat. The coding region runs from base 567 to 1172 and encodes 201 amino acids. NCBI's taxonomy places the organism in Eukaryota, Fungi, Ascomycota, Sordariomycetes, Sordariales, Podosporaceae. The transcript has 3 exons. Gene Ontology annotation, biological process: intra-Golgi vesicle-mediated transport; retrograde vesicle-mediated transport, Golgi to endoplasmic reticulum; intracellular protein transport. The record is from RefSeq and is a predicted model, not a curated record.